Messenger RNA from Lycium ferocissimum, 475 nucleotides. Its product is annotated as stress-induced protein KIN1-like. Lineage: Eukaryota; Viridiplantae; Streptophyta; Magnoliopsida; Solanales; Solanaceae. The transcript has 3 exons. The coding region runs from base 101 to 301 and encodes 66 amino acids. The record is from RefSeq and is a predicted model, not a curated record.
AGAAUUUCUUACUACACACCUUCAUAAGAAUUAAUUGUAAGAUCUAAAAUAGUUUCAGUAAAUAAUUUUGCCACUAUUAUUCCAAGUUCAAAAGCAAAUUAUGGAUAAUUCUCAGAAAAUGAGCUACCAAGUUGGUGAAACAAAAGGCCAAGCCCAGGAAAAGGGUAGUCAAUUGAUGGAGCAAGCUGGGAAUGCUGCGCAAUCUGCCAAACAAACAGUGCAAGAGAUGGGGCAGCAAGUGAAGGCCACAGCACAAGGAGCAGCUGAUGCGGUUAAAAAUGCCACUGGCAUGAACAAAUAAACCAGAUUAAUUUCUAGCAUAUUAUUAUAGUUUAUGAAGAUCUUCUUUCUUCUCCUUUAGGCUACGUCCACUAUGUUGCUUAGGUUUGAACUCUUGUUAAGUCUGAAUUAUAUUAUAGAAGUUGUGCUUUAAUAAUGUUGUAAUAAUGCUUCUUAUAAUUAAGUUGUUUGCCUA